Nicotiana tabacum (common tobacco) is the source of this 485-nucleotide messenger RNA. Lineage: Eukaryota; Viridiplantae; Streptophyta; Magnoliopsida; Solanales; Solanaceae. The record is from RefSeq and is a predicted model, not a curated record.
ACAAAUAUCUACUCGGUAAUUAAAAUUAAAAAGAAAAGAAGUAAAAACCCGCCAAGGCGGUCUUCGUCUGUAAGAGGCAAUCCAAAAACGCGCUAAUCCUGAAUUCAUCAGUCAUCACCAACAUCAAAUUUACUCAAAACCCUAAUUGGCAAUACGAAGCGAUGGGGAAUGCUAACUGUGUAUUCUGUGGAUGCAUAGAACAAGCGAGUGUCGGUGUGGUUGAGAAAUGGGGACGUUUCGACAGGCUCGCAGAACCGGGGCUUAACUUUUUCAAUCCUUUCGCCGGCGAAUGCCUCUCUGGAAUACUCUCCACCAGGAUUAGUUCUCUCGAUGUAAAAAUCGAGACUAAAACCAAGUUGCUAGUUACAAUUCUAAUAUUAGUCGUUUCGAAAUUCACUCCCGUUAAUGCAAUUUUUGCUCAAAUGUUUAUUGUUAGUCAUAAAUCACAAAUUACAUGUUUAUAAUGCUGAUACAGAUGAUACUAG